Messenger RNA from Hyposmocoma kahamanoa, 1303 nucleotides. It is a transcript of the gene eIF4EHP, whose product is annotated as eukaryotic translation initiation factor 4E type 2. Gene Ontology annotation, biological process: translational initiation. The record is from RefSeq and is a predicted model, not a curated record. Gene Ontology annotation, cellular component: eukaryotic translation initiation factor 4F complex; cytoplasm. The transcript has 4 exons. Lineage: Eukaryota; Metazoa; Arthropoda; Insecta; Lepidoptera; Cosmopterigidae. Gene Ontology annotation, molecular function: RNA 7-methylguanosine cap binding; translation initiation factor activity. Bases 47 to 835 code for a protein of 262 amino acids.
AGGUUAGGCCGUUAGUGAAACAUGUUAGUACAAUAUUUAGAAUAACAUGACUGAAAGGAAAAUGUGCAAGUUUUACAAUUUAAAUGUGCCUGAACGACGAUCGGGGGAGGGUGGUGCGGGGGGCGCAACGCAAAACCAUGGCGGAGGCGGCGAUGAAGACGAGAGGAACACAGAGGAAGCGGUUCCUCCUCCCGUACCUCCGAACGAGCACAAACUGGAGUAUAGCUACUGGAUGUGGUUCUCACGGCGACCGCCUGCCCGUGACCUCUCCGCCUCCACCACUGGUUAUGGACAGGCACUUCGCUUGGUGGGUCGCGUGGCCAGCGUGGAGCAGUGGUGGGGACUGUACACUCACCUGGCGCGGCCCGCGGAGCUUCCACCACUCUCCGACCUGCACCUCUUCAAGAUCGGCAUCAAGCCCAUGUGGGAGGACCCGGCUAAUGUCAAUGGCGGGAAGUGGGUGGUCAGGCUACGUAAGUCGCAGACGGGGCGAGCUUGGGAGGACCUGUGCAUGGCGAUGCUCGGUGAACAGUUCAUGGUUGGUGCGGAGUUGUGCGGUGUCGUACUCUCCGUGCGUUUUCAGGAAGACCACCUAGCGGUGUGGCACCGGACAGCGUCGGACACGGUGGCCGCGUCACGCGUCCGCGAUGCGCUGCGGCGGAUCCUGCAGCUGCCGCCGUCCAUGCCCAUCGAGUAUAAGGCGCACGGCGAUUGCCUGCGGGCCAGCGCCGGCCGCCAGCCGCCGCCCGAGGAGCACAACGACACGGCGCCUACGGCGGCUCCGGCCGGGCGGUCCGCGUCGCCUGCGCAGCACAACCACACGGCGCGCUCGUAGCGCCACGCCCCACAGCCAAGCCACGUACGAGCUCACUCACUUGCACACGACGCCCAAUCAGGUCCCCCGCGGCCGAGGCUCCUCGACGUUCGUCUCUUCGUUCGCCCCCGGGCUUCGCGUGACGCGGCGACGGGCCUCGCGGCCGUACUCCGAUGCAUUCACGGGUUAAAUUCCCCCGUUUUGUAACAGCGAUUUUUACAUUGUUUAUUGCAUGAUCUUCCUCGAAGUGUUUGCGAUUGUAUAAAGUGUAACUAAUUUUACGGUACCUAGUGUGUAAGAUUUUUUCUUUCGAUCGAUUCGUAUUUUUUUUUCAACUAGUCGACUCCUGUGACGUAUUUAGAAUUUCGAUGCAGUAUUGUGCAAGUAAUAAUGUACCUAUUUAGACUGUGAAUUUGAGUGAGAUGUUUUUGUACCGUGUUGUCGACCUCAAAUCGUUCUCACGACGCCCCCGCGUGAUGUACAUAUACC